Molecule: messenger RNA, 1743 nt
Organism: Myxocyprinus asiaticus (Chinese sucker)
Lineage: Eukaryota; Metazoa; Chordata; Actinopteri; Cypriniformes; Catostomidae
Product: LIM domain transcription factor LMO4.1-like
Exons: 5
Coding region: 325-795 (156 amino acids)
Source: RefSeq, a predicted model, not a curated record
UCCUUAGUAUUCUUCAUGCCAUGCUUCUCUGUCUUGAUGAACGUGCGUACGGAGUAAUUUAACGUCUACAGUAACGAUCUACAGUAGUGCUAAUUUAACGUUAAAGCCACACAUUCUUUCGGUCUGGAGUGGCGCACCAACGGAACAAAUACUCUUUAUAUUCAGAUACAGUUCGAUCAGCAUUGAGCAAAGCAGCGUUAAUUAAACUGUGUUGCAGAUUCACUUAUAAUGUGGGCGUGGAGGCGAGCGGUGUAAAGAGGAGGAUAACUGGAACUUUAUCAAGUCUAAACGCACUCGAGUCUGGAAGUUCUUCAAGCCGUGGCUAUGGUGAACAGCCAGGUUACAGGUGGAGCGUGUGUGUCCAGAUCGUGCGCGGGCUGUGGGGGUCGUAUUGCUGACCGCUUCCUGCUCUUCUCCAUGGAGCGCUACUGGCACACACGCUGCCUCAAGUGCUCGUGCUGUCAAGCUCAGCUGGGAGAGAUUGGAACAACCUGCUACAGCAAAGGAGGCAUGAUCCUCUGCAGAACAGACUACAUCAGGUUGUUUGGGCACACAGGGGCUUGCAGUGCAUGUGGUCAGUCCAUUCCUGCCAGUGAAAUGGUCAUGCGGGCGCAGGGCAAUGUCUACCACCUCAAGUGCUUCUCCUGUGCAACGUGCAGAAACCAGCUGGUCCCCGGUGACCGAUUCCACUAUGUAAACGGCACCAUAUUUUGUGAACACGACCGACCAGGAGCCACACUCUUCAGUACACACCUGCAGAGUAGCCAAAUGCUACCCGACCAGAAAGUUUGCUGAAGGGCCCCUCGUCUCCUUCGUCCCUUCCUUGUCCUCUCUAUAUUUACUUCCCCCUCAGAGGCCCUCCAGUGUCCUGCUCAUCACAGCUCCUUCAGCACACACUCCUGCUCUGAUGCACUUCCGUUUUUACAACUUACAUUUACAGACCUGAAUUUAAAGCUUCUGUAUAGCCAGAUAUACUUUGGAAGAGAGUGAGUCUGUUCUGUAAGCAUAAUGGAACAUUUCAAUAUAUCAGCUUUCAUAUCAAACUCUUCUUGGCCAGCCUGGUGUUAAAUGUGGUGGACUCUGCAGUAUCUCUCAUGAUGAUGACAUACAUUGUGGCAUUUUUUCUCACCUCAACCCCGAAAACAGAAGUAACACAUCUAUUUUGUCACAGGAUAUCCUGCCUCUCUCACAUCUAACCUCACAGAGCCGUUCUGCAUUGUAAAGUCAACAUGAAAUGGUAUUCACAACACAUUUUUAUUUUUGUAAUCGGACAUAUUUCUGAGUAAAACAUAAUAUUCCUGGGAAUUCCUUUGGGAAUUGAUUGGAUUGCAAAAAAUAGUUUUUACAAACCAGAAUGGAACCUGGUGGUUAAAGGGGAGGAGUUGAAAAAGUAAGAGGGAUUUGUGAAGUCAGCCAAAAAAAUCAAAUAAACCAAACACUUUUAAUGGGGACUUCAAUAAUGGGCGCUGAUGAAUUGCACAAUAAAGACAAGGAACGUGCAUAAAAAAUAGGUAUAGUAGGCAUAGUAAAUAGGUGAUUUCAUGUUGACUAUAAGUCAAAAUGUCGCAAUUAAAAAAUUUAAUUACUGAAAAUGUUUUUGUACAUAUUUUGGACAUGGUUCAGGCUGUAGAAUUGUAAAUAUGUGUUUUUAUACCAGUAAUCUCUGUGAUGGUUGAAUUAUAUGCUCAACCUGUGAUGUCUAUUUAAAGUGAAAUUAUCCAAUAAAUGGAAACUACAACAAAA